This is a messenger RNA of Poecile atricapillus (Black-capped chickadee), 2738 nucleotides long. RefSeq names its product mutL homolog 1 (gene MLH1). The coding region runs from base 263 to 2491 and encodes 742 amino acids. The transcript is spliced from 19 exons. Gene Ontology annotation, biological process: mismatch repair. The record is from RefSeq and is a predicted model, not a curated record. Gene Ontology annotation, cellular component: MutLalpha complex. Gene Ontology annotation, molecular function: ATP binding; ATP hydrolysis activity; ATP-dependent DNA damage sensor activity. NCBI's taxonomy places the organism in Eukaryota, Metazoa, Chordata, Aves, Passeriformes, Paridae.
UGCACCCCAGGAUUUCACUGGGUUUCUAGGCCGCAAGGGCCCUGCUGGCUCGGGCCCAGCCCGUUGUGUCCCGGGACGCCCGGGUCGGAUCCCCACGGAUCCCUUGCGGGCCCCGGCGGCUCCCGGCCUGGCCUCCCCUCCCUCAGCGCCUCCGCGGCGCGGCCUCCCAGCCGCUAGGGGGCGCGCCCUUCCCCGGCGGCGAGCGCGCGCCCCGCUCCCGCCCGGCCGCGGCGCGACCGCGGCUCCCUCCGGCGCGGCGCCCAUGGCCGGCGUCAUCCGGCGGCUGGAUGAAGCCGUGGUGAACCGCAUCGCCGCCGGCGAGGUCAUCCAGAGGCCGGCCAACGCCAUCAAGGAGAUGAUCGAGAACUGUUUGGAUGCUAAAUCUACGAGUAUCCAGGUAAUAGUUAAAGAAGGUGGUCUGAAGUUCAUCCAGGUUCAAGAUAACGGCUGUGGUAUCAGAAAAGAAGAUCUGGACAUUGUAUGUGAGAGAUUUACUACGAGUAAACUGCAAAAAUUUGAAGACUUGGCUAGUAUUUCUACAUAUGGUUUUAGGGGUGAGGCCUUGGCUAGCAUCAGUCAUGUUGCCCAUGUUACAGUAACAACUAAAACAGCUGAUGCAAAGUGUGCAUUCAGAGCUACUUACAGUGAUGGAAAAAUCAAAGCCCCUCCGAAGCCCUGUGCUGGAAACCAAGGAACUCAGAUCACGGUUGAAGAUCUCUUUUACAACGUAAAUACAAGGAGGAAGGCUCUAAAGAAUCCAAAUGAAGAAUAUGCAAAAAUACUAGAAGUUGUUAGCAGGUAUGCCAUCCAUAACUCAGGCAUCAGCUUUUCAGUUAAAAAGCAAGGUGACACCGUGUCAGAUGUUAGAACCUUGUCCAACGCCUCAACAGUGGACAACAUUAGGGCCAUCUUCGGAAAUGCUGUUAGCAGGGAACUCAUAGAAGUGGACUGUGAAGAUUCAAAUCUGGCCUUUAAAAUGAAAGGUUACAUCACAAAUGCAAACUACUCUGUGAAGAAAUGUAUAUUUUUACUCUUCAUAAACCAUCGGUUGGUAGAGUCAGCUGCUAUGCGCAAAGCCAUAGAAACUGUGUACGCUGCUUAUUUGCCAAAAAGCACGCACCCAUUCCUAUACUUAAGCCUGGAAAUAGCCCCCCAGAAUGUAGAUGUGAAUGUGCAUCCUACAAAACACGAGGUCCAUUUUCUUCAUGAAGACAGUAUUCUGGAGCGUGUGCAGCAGCAUGUAGAGAGCAAGUUAUUGGGCUCUAAUUCCUCAAGGAUGUACUUCACUCAGACAUUGCUUCCAGGGGCUGACUGCUCUUCCAGUGAGGUUGUAGCAGCAAACUCUUCUGUGGUUACCAAGGGAACCAGCGAUAAAGUUUAUGCGCAUCAGAUGGUCCGCACUGAUUCCCGAGAGCAGAAAUUGGAUGCUUUUCUUCAGCCAGUGAACAACCCCCUAAGUGCAGGCCCAACUGAAGUGACAACAGAGGUUAAUGCAGGACCUCCUGCAGGAUGGCCCCAGGAUGCUGAAAUGGAAGAAGUCAGUGACCUGGUUGAAAUGGCUGAUGUUCAGGAGGAUACAGGGGGGCUGAGCAAGAGUGGAUGCUUGUCUCCUGAGACUGUGCUUUCUCGGAAGAGACCACGGGAACACAUGGAUGUGGAAUUGGAGAAAGAUGAUACCAGAAAGGACAUGACUGCUGCCUGCACCCCUAGAAGAAGAAUUAUCAACUUAACCAGUGUGUUGACUCUCCAGGAGGAAAUUAGUAACCAGGCACAUGCAAAACUUCAGGAGAUGCUACAUGAGCACUCAUUUGUUGGUUGUGUCAGUCCUCAGUGGGCUCUGGCCCAGUACCAGACAAAGCUGUACCUUCUCAAUACAACAAAACUCAGCCAAGAACUCUUCUACCAGAUACUUAUUUAUGACUUUGCAAACUUUGGAGUCUUAAGGUUGUCUGAGCCAGCUCCUUUAUAUGAGCUUUCAAUGCUUGCUUUAGAGGAUCCUGAAAGUGGCUGGACAGAAGAAGAUGGCCCAAAAGAAGGGCUUGCUGAAUACAUUGUAGAGUUUUUGAAAAAGAAGACUGAAAUGUUGAAAGAUUAUUUCUCUCUUGAAAUUGAUGAGGAAGGAAAUCUUACUGGGUUACCACUUCUGAUAGACAACUAUGUCCCACCAUUGGAAGGACUGCCUAUGUUUAUCCUGCGCUUGGCCACAGAGGUAAACUGGGAUGAAGAAAAGGAGUGUUUUGAAAGCUUGAGUAAAGAACUAGCCAUGUUCUACUCCAUCAGAAAGCAGUAUAUAAUAGAGGAAUCUAACCCAACAAACUCUCAGAAUGAAGAUUCUGACUCUGGUUCAGUAACAUGGAAGUGGACUGUGGAACAUGUACUUUACAAAGCUUUUAGGACUCAUCUUUUACCUCCUAAACACUUUGCAGAAGAUGGCAACAUUUUGCAGCUUGCUAACCUGCCUGACCUGUAUAAAGUUUUUGAAAGAUGUUGAGCAAGUAGUUAUUAAAGACUGUUUUUUUAGAUGGACACCUUCAGUUUUCAUUCAUGUUACCUUGAGUUUUACUUAAUUGAAGAUAAAACUGGAAUCUUGAUGGAGGACAGAAAGGGGAUUUAGUACCCUAAACUGCUAACACCACAGUAAAUUGUCUAUUUUCCUUCUGUUGAUCAAAGUAUAAAGAAAAUCAUUUGUGCUGUGUCUAAACCCAAUGAAAAUCCCUAAAAUAAAAUCUUCACUUAGA